GUCACUGCCGCCGGCGGUGGCUGAGGCAGUGGGCAGUGGGCAGUGGCCUCGGCCAACCACGACACGCCCUCGGUCGGCCAGUUCUCUCCGCCGUGCCUUGCAGCGCUGGACUCUAUCGCAUUCCCCCGCGUCGGCAAGCUGUGGUACAUAGUCCAAUGACGAUCUCAUCCAGGCUCUGGCGUCAUACAUAUCACAAUCACCUGGCAGGUACUCCUGGCUUAUGUUUCGUCACCAUGUAAGCCAAGAGUGCGAUGUCGCCAUCUCAGCAGACCUUCUUGAGGUGCUCGCUCUUGUUGUGAAUUACCAUGACACAUGCUUCCCGAUGCCGGCAGUCGCAGCAAGCGGGCAUCUGGGUUCGAGACUUCAAGGCCAGGUUACCAACCCGUCGACACGCCCCAGACACCGCCCUUUACGGCACUGGUGCCCCGUCUAUGCUCCAGGGGUAAUCGCAGGAUUUUCAGGGUCCAAGCUGCUCGGCUCUGUCCGCGAAGGGGGUGUGGUGCCACUUAUGUGGUUAUUGCAUUUAUGGGACCAAAUGCUUAGCCCAACACUGUUUCCAUCGUGGCCACUUUGCUUGAUCGGCGCCGCCCGAUUCCUGCCCAGUCGUUUUACGCAUGUGCCUGACGUGCCUGGGCCAAACCCACUCCGUGGUUCAGACGACGCGGACGGACCCUCUUCCGUCUCCAUCUGCGCCGGCAUCGUCAGUCUUCUAGACCGCGCUGCGGAACCCAUCUUCCCCGAGGAUGCCCAGGCUUUGUGUAGAGGGCACAUGCCUUUUUGUCAUCACCGCUUACAUUGCAAAUGGGUCCUUUGCGAGCGCUACCCAGCUCGAAAAGUCACUCCCGCAUUCCCCGGGCCUGGCACAGCUUGAUCUCGCCCAUGGCGAGCUUGUACGCCAAGUGGAUGCUACCCACAACGGGCGAGUUACGAAAUCUCACGAUGUUCGCUCGACGAGGGAUGAGGAAUUCACUUCCCGCCUGAGAGCACGCAAUUUGACCGUGCUGGAACAGUUCUUGCUGGCAGAACCACUUCCCACGAGCAAUAGAGUCCGGGUAUU
Molecule: messenger RNA, 1057 nt
Organism: Microdochium trichocladiopsis
Lineage: Eukaryota; Fungi; Ascomycota; Sordariomycetes; Xylariales; Microdochiaceae
Exons: 1
Coding region: 221-871 (216 amino acids)
Source: RefSeq, a predicted model, not a curated record